Amoebophrya sp. A25 is the source of this 597-nucleotide messenger RNA. NCBI's taxonomy places the organism in Eukaryota, Dinophyceae, Syndiniales, Amoebophryaceae. The record is from the annotation of a GenBank genome assembly.
AGACAAGGUCUACGCCAUCCAACGAGAGAGAAUCACCUAUGGUAACGCCAAACUGGAAAAGGCGAAUCUGGACCACUACCAUGGCAAAAACUCCAAAGUGUACUUGCUAGUUCGACGAGAACCGAGUCUGCCUCAGAAUAUCCGGAAACAAUUAGCUGUGGAUUUCAGCGGAAGUCGAGUCGCUUCCUUGCAUCAUGAUUGGCAACAAUCAGUUAAAGAGAGUGCUGCGGAAAGUACCAAAAAAUUUCACGCGUCUUCUUUCUCCUCUAAAAAGAUGAGUACGUCUUCAACGAACUCAAGAAAGGCGGAAGAAGAUGCUAAUACUAAGUCGGAAUUACAAGUUGGACAUGAGAAGACCAUUGAAGAAACGGCUCAGCGACAGGGAAAAAGUAUCAGCAUUAAAGUAGCAGAAAAUCAUCCCGUUACACCUGAAGAAAGUAGGAAAUCAAGGCACAACGAUGACGCGAAACACUCAAAAGACGAGGACAAAGCUAAGAAAAAGAGCCAUGUGGUCGAGCAGAGGGGAAAGCCGCUUGAGAAAAGUAUGAAGAGCCUGCGCUCCUCUUCAAUCGACAAGGCACAUGAACGACAAGGAGG